CCUCGGUCACACCUGCUCUUGGGUGUUGACUCGAGUCUUGCAGCUGAAAGACACAACUUUCAACGCGGUUUAGAAAAAUCCGCGUUUGAAUGUAGGUACUAGCUGCUGUGGUCAGUAUUUCGGUCGGACUACACGUGCAGCUUAGAAGAGCUGUUCUUAGUGGUGAUGCACAGGUAGAUAAUAUGUGCCCCUCUUACAGAAGGUGACAGUACCUGGGCUUUCAGCCCACGUUUUGAGGUGCAGGGGUUGUCGAGUGAUUGGUUUGGGCUGAGGCAGAAAUUUGGAUGAGGAGGAGAGACCAUGAGGGAGAUGAACAGUAACACAGACCUCUUAAUCAUCAUCGCACAGGUUUUUUUGAACUGAGCACUUACCACAGUAAGUCCUGGAUCUGGUGUUUGGCCUGUGUCAUUUAGCAGACUGUAGUUCUCCCGCGUUUGGUUUGCUGAAGGUUAUGAAUCUGCCUUGGUGAUGGCAUUGACUCUGCUAUUCCAGAACAGGCCUGCUAGCAGGAAACAAAGCUGUGACAUGGCCUAAGAGCAAACUUCACAUCCUUUAAUUGAACAGCAGUCACAUCAGUAAAUGUGCAGGAAAGCCUGUAGCUUGAAGGAAGGGAAUCUGUGCUUUGAUGUUAAAUCUGUGCUUUGAUGCAUUAAAAUGGAAAACUAACGAUGUGCAUUGGUUUCUUUGUGCUUCGCUUUAAGGGCAUGCGUGUAUCAUCUUGAUAAGUAUUGUCUUUAUUUAUAAAUACUGUAUUUGUGUAAUCUCAACUCUUCCUUUUUUCCACAAAAGCAGCUGGAAGCCAUUUGUGUCCAAGUUCAGCCAGGACAGAUGAAGGAAACUGAAAGGCCGAUGCCAUCAUUGGCACCAAUCCAGCCCAAAACUAUAAUGCUGAGUCAGUCGGUUGGUAGAAAUUCUAGCAUGCCAGGACUUGGCGUUAUUAAUCCCCAGAUAAUUAGGAUACAGCCUGUUACAGGAACUGAGCAGCAACAGCAGCAGCUAUUCCUGCAUAGUUCUUCCGAGUCUCCAAUUCAGUUGCUUAUGCAGAGACCUUUACCAUCUCAUGGAUCAGUGUCUGCGAACAAGAUUCCCACGUCUAAGGUGCUGAAUGGACAGAAAGCUGCAUGUGCCACAGUAUCGGCUACGAGGUCUCCAAAUAUUACCAUGGUUGCAGCCAGUUCAGCAAAUACUCUGAUACCAUGCCUUGAAAAAAAACAAAAGGAUGACAAGUUAAAAAAAUCCUUGAAAGUGAAAACUCGUUCUGGACGGAUUUCACGCCCCCCCAAAUACAAAGCUAAAGAUUAUAAAUUCAUUAAAAUGGAGGAUUUGGCUGAUGGUCAUCAGUCUGAUUCUGAUGACUAUUCUGAGCUGAGUAUAGAAGAUGAUGAAGAAGGAAAGGUGAAGGGAAAGGAUGCAUUAUUCAGUUCUUCAAAUUAUAAUCUGAAACCCAAAAUGUUUAAAUGUCAGACUUGUGAAAAAUCCUAUAUAGGAAAAGGAGGAUUAGCAAGACAUUAUAAACUUAACCCAGGCCAUGGACAGCUGGAGUCUUCACCUCAAAAAAUACCUUUAAAUAAGCCUAAUGGAAGUAUGUUUGUGGACAAUGCCUGUGGAAUAAGAGAGGAAACGAUGAGUCCAGCACAUUUGGAUUCAAUUGCUGUCACUUUAAAUAAUGAAAAUGCACUAGCUACCAAUCUGGAAGAAACUGUUGAUCCAAAGGCUGGAGAACAGACUUGUAAGUCUGCAGAAAGCAGACACUUGUUGGCAGAACAACAGAAUGAAACCAGUUCAGGACACCGGGGACCCGUAACACCAAAAGGACCUGGAAGACCCAGACGACCAAAGAGACGUGGUCGACCAAGGAUGGGUGGAAGAUCUAGGUGUUCUGGAAGGCUUAGCAGACCUGGUCAGUCCCCUUCAAAGUCACUUAGUAGUGUGUCAGCAGAACACAAUGUAUUCAGAAGAAAAGCUAGGUUAAAAGAGCUAAUACAACAAUGUGAUAACGAAGACUUAAUGGAGCUGGCUCUCCCACGUCUAACAAAGCUUGUUACAGUAUAUGAAUUUCUGUUGAUGAAGGUUGAAAAAGGGUAUCCAGCCAAAGCUUACUUCCCAGAUGUGUAUAGGGAAUUUGAAGACUUGCAUAAUAUGGUAAAGAAAAUGGCUUAUGAUCACCUCAGUAAUUCUGAUUUGCUGAGUUGCCAGCAGCCUGUGGAAAUAAAAGAUGCUAAGGUUGCUGAAUCACUAGGAAUUACAGAAAUAUUCACUGGAGAACGAAAGACGCAAGGUGUAGACUCUUGUUCACAAUGUAUAAUUAAAAUGGUUAGUGAGCAAGUGCCUGUGGAGAUACUGGGACAAAAACGGUUAGCUGAGAGCUCAGGGGAGGAACUGUUGCCAUCAGCCAAAAGGACCAAGUUAGAAGACAUAAUGGAGAAUGUGAAUAAUGCUUAUGCCAGUCAAGAUGAAGUGAAAGAAAAGAGUGGGAAUUUGUGUACACUGUUUGAAAAAGAUGGUUUUAAUCCAUUAAAUGGAGAAAUCCUGCUUUCAGAAGAUAGGCAUAUCACUUGCUGCACAACUGGAAGUGUAUUACCGACAGCAGAGGAACAUAAUUCACUCGCUGAUUCAGGAGUCAGAAUCGAUGCUGAAAAUUCAGGUACCUUCUCCCAGACUGUGAAAAUGAGGAUGGAGUAUUCCCAACCUGUGAACAUACAGGGACCAGAUAUGGCAGGUGAUGCAUCUCUGCUACAUACUGAAGUUGUAUUGCCCGUUGAAGCAGAUGGCUCACCUGAAUUAGUUCAAGUGCACUUUGCGAGUGAGAAUACAGCAGGUGGACUGUCAGCUCCUGAACUUUGCAACUCUGUGUCAGAGAAUGCAGCGGGCAGUCAGAGCACUAGCUUACCAAUGAGCGAAGAAAAUGGUCACAAUCAAAAAUAUCAGAAACUGCAAGAAGAAAACCAUAAUUUUGCAAUUAAAGAACAUUCUGAACAACUUCAUAAUGCUAACAUGACUGAUGAGAUGCAGGAACUUGAAAAAGUUUUUUCAACAAACAUCGUGCCAAUAAACUACCCACACAGUGCUCAGACUGAGUCGCACCAGAACCCUGUCCAGGAAGCCUCCCUGUCUGCUCAUGUGAACUGUGAAAACUCUUUUAAAAACAUGAAUGAAUUUUCUUGUGGGACAGAGGAACAACAUGAGCUGGAGAAUACAGUUACUGUAGAUGAAACUGUAGCCUUUGAGAUUACUGAUGAGAGCCAUGAUUUUUUGUCUCAGGGACACGAACAGAUUUUUAUUCAGACUUCAGAUGGGCUUAUCCUGUCUCAUCCAGAUACUGCUGUUUUGUCUCAGGCAGAAGGUAUCGUUAUUGUAACUGAUUCCAAUGGUACUACAAUGCACAUCCGCACACCUGAGGGGAUACCUUUGGAAACCGUGGAAGCACUACUGGCAAUGGAAGCAGAUGGCCAAAGUGAAGAUAUUUUGCUCUCGCAAAGUGAAUUGGAGCCAUAAGUUAGAAAACUGUAUAUGCUUUCUUCUGGAAAAGACUGACUCUAUAAAAUGUAUAUUUUUCUAAUGUGAAUACUGAAAUAAUUGGAAUUUAACUUAUUUGUAAACUGUUUCUAUGCCCUGUACUUUUUAUAACUUAUGUUUAUAUAAAUCUAGCAGCAUUGCAACCAAAAAUUCUAGAAUUAACAUCGUUCUAUUUGCUUUAUAUGUUGGGGGUGGGUGGAAAGUGGAAAUCUGUCAAACUUAAAACUGUUGCACUAUUCCCUUUUGUUACAUAAUUCCUUUUCUCUCUAGCCAUCUAAAAAUGCAGUAAGUUGUACUGCUGUUCAGCAGUGAUGUGCUGUGUACUGGCAAGCUGUAUAUGGGUAAAAUAAAAACUAUAUU
Molecule: messenger RNA, 3876 nt
Organism: Aptenodytes forsteri (emperor penguin)
Lineage: Eukaryota; Metazoa; Chordata; Aves; Sphenisciformes; Spheniscidae
Gene: ZNF839
Product: zinc finger protein 839
Exons: 7
Coding region: 829-3495 (888 amino acids)
Source: RefSeq, a predicted model, not a curated record